Molecule: messenger RNA, 7850 nt
Organism: Salvia splendens (bonfire salvia)
Lineage: Eukaryota; Viridiplantae; Streptophyta; Magnoliopsida; Lamiales; Lamiaceae
Product: histone-lysine N-methyltransferase ATXR3
Exons: 20
Coding region: 497-7570 (2357 amino acids)
Molecular function (GO): protein binding
Source: RefSeq, a predicted model, not a curated record
UCAACUUGUUUUAACAAACCAAAAAAAAAUCAGAGCAAAAAAAAAAAAUUCAAUCAAUUUACAGAGAUUCGUCUUCUCAGCUAUUCUUCCUCUCAUCAAUCGAUUCAUUUCUGCAAUUCUCUCAAAUCUCUUAAUCACCGAGUCCACUCACUCGACUCGCCUUCUUCUCCGAUCUCACCUCACCUCUGCUGCCGGAAUUCCAACUCGCAAGUCCCCAGAUUCAAAACCCUAGCCACGACCACCAUUUCCCUCCCCAAUUCCAUUUUCCGGAUUCUGGUAAUUCCAAACCGUUUUCCGUGGUAUUGUUUCAAUUCGCGGGAUUGUAAUUCCGUUUAAUUGAAAAACCCUUCCGCAUUUCCUCGCAGGUGGAUUUCGAGGGAGGAGAAUUAGCGAGGUUUUAUAUCAGUAUGAGCAUUGACAGCCCUGGAGAAGAAGAGGAUUAAUGCUUGCAUUGCGCGUGUUUUUCUCGAGCUGAAGAUUGAUUUUGGGACAUUCCAUGGGCGAUGGAGGUGUUGCAUGUGUCUCUUCACAGCAUAUUAUGGAGAAGUUCGCUAUUUGCGGCAAUGGCAAUGGCAACACAAAGCUCAAUUCCGUUUCCAAGGCUUCAGUCAAGCUGGCUAAAGUGAACAGGAAGAUGAAGCCGAAAAAGAACAAGGGAGCCGAGCUGGCAACGAGCAAUUUCGACAGUUUGAAUAGUAGUAAAGAAGUUGCUGCUGAGAAGAAUGGCAGUGAUGAUCUUUCGAAUGACAACGAAGUGGAGGAGGGCGAGCUUGGGACGCUUCCCUUUGAGAAUGGGGAGUUUGUUCCUGAGAAGCUGGUGAGAAGGUACGAGAUCAAGAGUGAGGUUGAGAAGGGUGAGUAUGUCCCCGGGAAGUGGCGUAAAGGUGGUGGCGAAUGGGAGAAUAGCGAUUGGAGUUCGUCGAAGGAGGAGCUGGAAAAGGGGGAAUUUGUCCCUGAUAGGUGGUGUAGAAGUGAUGCUGCAAAUAAAAUUAGUGAUUUUGGUUACUCGAAAGGGCGGAGAUUUGAUGCUGCGAAGGAAAAAGGAAGGAAAAAUGAGCUCGAAUGGGCGUCCCUUCCUGCUAGGGAAAGGGGAUGGAGGGUUGAUCGUGAAUCCGAUUGGUCUCCUCCUUCUGCUAGAGAGAAAGGAUGGAAAGGUGGCCGCGAGCGCGAUUGGACGUCGCCUUCUUCAGGUAAGUAUUCGAGUGAGAAAGAACUCGGCGGAAGUGGCGGGAGUGUUCAGAAUUUGAGGAAAUUUAAUUCCAGAUAUGAAGCUGAGAAAACCCCCAAAAUCAGCUCCAAAAUAAUUGGUGAAGAAAGCUAUUUGAAGAAUGAUUUCACCAAUAAUAAGAGCCAUGGAAGAGACUAUUCCUUCAGUAAUCGCUUCAAGCGGCAUGGCAGUGAUUUUGAUAGUAAUGAGCGGAAGUAUCGAGUUGACUAUGACGACUAUUCUGGAUUGAAAAAUAGGAAGCUUUCAGACGACAGCAGUCGACCUGGUUUCCCGUCUGACCACUACUCCGGUAGGUCUACGGAGAGACCAUACAAGACUGCUUCUUCUUCUUCUUCUUCUUCAUCUCGAAAUAAUCAAUCUGAAAGGCAUCCUUCUAGGUAUAUGGAGUCAUCUAGAACAGCAGCUCACUACAGGCACAAUGACAGUCCCCAUCAUUCUGAGCGGUCCCCUCAUGACCGGACCCACAACCAUGAUAACCGGGAUCACAGCCCAGCCCUACGUGGCACCUCACCUUAUGAUCGUAGUCGUCAUUUUGAUAACAGGGGCCGCAGUCCUGCUCAUGUGGAACCCUCCCCUCGAAAUCAUGGUCGCAAUCGGGAUGGUAGGGAUCGAUCUCCAGCUUUGCUGGAGAGGUCACCGCGUGAUAGAGGUAGGUACGCUGACCACAGGGAAACGAAUCGAAAACCUGCAGCUGGGGAGAAGCGCCCUGGUCAUUAUGGUAGCAAAGGGCAAGAAGGAAAGCAUAAUCAGGCGAAAGAUUCUGUUGGAAGGGAAUCGCAGAUUUUUGGUAAAAAAUCACCAGAUAGAGGAAAUGUAGAUAACAGAAAUGUCGUCGCAAAUAAAGUUUCCGGGCCUUCGUGUGACCAUGAAGAGUUAUCUCAGAGUCCCUUGCUUAAAAAUGUUGAAUUGUCUCAAGAAAAUGGAAUUUCAGAAGAAGGAGCAUCAAUGGAAGAAGACAUGGACAUCUGCAACACUCCGCCUCAUGUCCCGCAAGUGGCAAAUGCAGUUGCAGGAAAGUGGUAUUACUUGGACCACUUUGGCGUCGGACAUGGGCCUUCCAAGUUGUCUGAUCUCAAAACACUAGUUGAAGAGGGCUAUCUUGUAUCUGACCAUUUGAUCAAACAUAUGGAAAGUGACAGGUGGGUAACUGUUGAAAAAGCGGUUUCUCCGUUGGUUUCUGUGAACUUCCAUUCUGUUGUUCCAGAUACAGUUACUCAACUUGUCUGUCCUCCUGAGGCUCCUGGUAAUCUAUUGGCAGAUAAUGGAAACGAGAUAUCCACUAAUGAAGAAUUGCCGGUCUCUUCUUCAAAUCCAAAAAUCUGCUCUGAGGACAUAUUGGUUAUUUCCAAGCCUGUAGAAGAUUCUCACAUCGAUGACAGAGUUGGAGUACUGCUAGAGGGCGUCACUCUAAUUCCGGGAAAGGAAGUUGAGAUGCUUGCAGAACUGCUGCCAAUUUCAUCAGAGCAUGAGGACUGGGAAAAAUGGUGGAAAUCACUAGGUUUUACAGGGAACCAAAAGGAUUUGGAUGAGCAUUUUGAAGAUAGUGGUUCUGAACUUCAAAUUAUAAAAGCUGAAGAAUCAAGACCUGCUGGACUUUCAUCCUUGGAAGGGGAUAAUGCACCGGAUUAUAAUGAUACUGGCGAAAGUUUCUUCAGCCAAUGGGUGUGCAGGGGAUGUGAUUGGAAGAGAAGUGAUGAAACUACUCUAGAUAGAUCUUGGAAGAGAAGGUUUGUUCUCAAUGAUGGCUAUCCCUUGUGUCAGAUGCCCAAGUCUGGUUGUGAAGACCCCAGGUGGGAGCAAAAGGAUGAGUUGUACCAUCCUUCUCAGGGUCGAAGACUUGACUUGCCUCCAUGGGCUUUCACCUCUCCUGAUGAGUUGAAUGACCCCAGCGCUGUAAGCAGACCAACCCAAAAUAAGCCUCUCAUUCCCAAGGGGGUCAGAGGACUGAUGCUUCCAGUAAUUAGGAUAAAUGCUUGUGUGGUAAAGGACCAUGGUUCAUUUGUAUCUGAAUCCCGGGUGAAAGCUAGAAAAGAAAGAUUCUCUUCAAGGUCUUCACGGCCAUAUUCCACAAGUGGUGAUUUAAAGCAAUCACCUGAAGAUGAUCCCUGUAAGAGUUCCCAUGAACAAGACUCACGUGAAUCUAGUAAGGAUAGUGCAAUUGUCAGUAUGCCAAAGGAUUGUCUUUACAAGCUUGAUGAAUUGAAAUUGCAUCUGGGAGAUUGGUACUUCCUUGAUGGCGCUGGACAUGAACGAGGACCUCUACCAUUCUCAGAGCUUCAGAAACUGGCAGAUCAAGGUGUCAUCCGGAACCACACCAGUGUAUUCAGAAAACAAGAUAAAAUUUGGGUUCCAGUGACCGUCUCAUCUGAGCCUUCUAGAAAUGUAAAGCACGAGGAGGCUGCAACUAGUUUAACUUCACUUUCAGAAGCAAGUGGUGGUGCAUUGGAUGGAGACCAGAUAGCAGUCAAUAGAUUCCAUUGCCUACAUCCCCAAUUUAUUGGAUACACUCGAGGAAGGCUUCAUGAAUUGGUUAUGAAAUCAUACAAGAGCCGGGAGUUUGCAGCUGCCAUUAAUGAAGUGCUUAACCCUUGGAUAAGUGCCAGACAGCCAAAGAAAGAGAUUGAGAAAAAUAUCUACAAUUCUGAUCACUUCCGCGCAAGCAAAAGGGCUAGGAUAAAUGGGAUUGAAGAGGAGUUCGAGACGGAUGACGAUGUGCUAAGUCUUCACAACAGUCAUUGUGAAUUUGAUGAGUUAUGUGCUGAUGUUUCGUACAGAAAGGGAGAUGAAGUUGAUUCUGAACUAGAGAGGGGAAGCUGGGAUCUGCUUGAUGGCAAUAUUCUAUCCCGUAUAUUUCAUUUUCUUAGAGCUGAUGUUAAGUCUCUGUUUUAUGCUGCCUUGACUUGCAAGCAUUGGCGAUCAGUUGUCAAGUAUUACAAAGAUAUUUCUAGACAGAUUGACUUUUGUGCCAUUGGACCCAACUGCUCCGAUUCCACCAUCUUGAAGAUAUUGAAUGAUUACAAGGAAGAACAGAUAACUUCCUUAAUAUUACGUGGUUGUACUGGCAUUACUUCUGGUAUGCUCGAGGAAGUUCUUCAGUCAUUACCUUUUGUGUCAAUUAUAGAUAUUAGAGGUUGCACCCAGUUCGAAGAUUUGGUUUCGAAGUUUCCUAAUAUCAACUGGGUCAGGAACCGGAAUGCCCAUUUGAAAAUUCGGAGCCUUAAUCACCUAUUCGAUAGGAACCAAUCCGCUUCUAAUCAUAUGGAUGAAUCCAGUGGACUGAAAGAGUAUUUAGAAAGCUCAGAUAAGAGGGACUCUGCAAACCAAUUAUUCCGGCGAAGCUUGUAUAAACGGUCCAAGCUCUUUGAUGCCCGAAAGUCUUCAUCCAUCCUCUCUAGGGAUGCUCAAUUGAGGCGUUUGGCUAUUAAGAAGGCUGGAAAUGGGUUUAGGAGAAUGGAGGAAUAUGUUGCUACAAGUCUACGAGACAUUAUGAACGAGAAUUCCAUCGAGAUAUUUGAGCCCAAGGUCGCAGAUAUUGAGCGAAAAAUAAGAAAUGGGUAUUAUACAAGACGUGGAUUGAACGCUAUCAAAGAUGACAUCAGUCGUAUGUGCAGGGAUGCAAUUAAGGCUAAAACUCGGGUUGAUGCCAGAGACAUGAAACAUAUUAUAACAUUAUUUAUUCAACUAACUACAAGUUUGGAUAAGGGUUCAAAGGUAGAAUAUACAAGAGAUGAUGUGAUGAGAUCCUGGAAAGAGGAUUCGCCUCCUGGCUUUUCAUAUGCUUCCUCAAAAUAUAAGAAGAACCUGAAUAAAGGGUCUGAGAGGAAACAUUCAUACAGAAGCAAUGGCAAUGUGUUCAUGAAUGGACUUUACGAUUCUGGAGACCGUGCUUCUGAUAGGGAAAUAAGAAAGCGACUAUCCAAACUAUACAAAAAAUCUUUGGACUCGGGAAGUGACACAUCUGAUGACAUGGAUAGGUCUUCCAAUGCAAGUAUCACAGAAAGUGAGAGUACUGCAUCUGAUACGGAAAGUGACUUGGAAUCACCAUCAGGAGGUGCUAUCAAAGAAUCUAGAGGGGAUACAUUCUUUACACUUGAUGAUGGGCAUGAUCCCUAUGCUGAUGAGCGCGAAUGGGGUGCUCGCAUGACAAAGGCUGGUCUUGUACCUCCUGUCACAAGGAAGUAUGAAGUUAUUGAUCACUAUGUCAUUGUAGCGGAUGAGGAGGAAGUGAGAAGGAAAAUGCAGGUUUCUUUACCUGAAGACUAUGAUGAGAAGCUUUUUGCACAGAGAAAUGGCACUGAGGAGUCUGAUAUGGAAAUUCCUGAGGUGAAGGAUUACAAACCCAGGAAAUCCCUGGGGGGUGAGGUCUUAGAACAAGAAGUUUAUGGUAUCGAUCCAUACACUCAUAAUCUUCUUCUUGAUUCAAUGCCGGAUGAAUCAGAUUGGUCGCUUGUCGAAAAGCAUCUGUUCAUUGAAGAAGUUCUCCUUCGUACUCUUAACAAGCAAGCCAGGAACUUUACUGGUACUGGGAACACUCCUAUGGUGUAUCCUUUGAAGCCUGUAUUUGAAGAGAUACUAGUCACUGCUAAUGAAAAUGGUGACAGAAGAUUCCUGCGUAUUUGCCAGUUUAUGCUGAAGGCCAUUGAUGGUCGCCCAGAGGACAACUAUGUUGCUUAUAGAAAGGGUCUUGGAGUAGUGUGUAACAAGGAAGGUGGUUUCACUGAAGAUGACUUUGUUGUUGAAUUUCUGGGAGAGGUUUAUCCUACUUGGAAAUGGUUUGAAAAACAAGAUGGUAUCCGUGCCUUGCAAAAGAACAGUAAUGAUCCUGCCCCAGAGUUCUAUAACAUAUAUCUUGAGAGGCCGAAGGGUGAUGCUGAUGGGUAUGAUUUAGUAGUUGUUGAUGCAAUGCACAAGGCAAACUAUGCAAGUCGGAUUUGUCACUCCUGCAGACCUAACUGUGAAGCAAAGGUCACUGCUGUUGAUGGCCAGUACCAAAUUGGUAUCUAUUCUGUAAGACCAAUUGCUUAUGGCGAAGAGAUUACUUUUGACUAUAAUUCUGUUACCGAGAGUAAGGAAGAGUACGAAGCUUCAGUUUGUUUAUGUGGAAACCAGGUUUGCCGUGGGAGUUAUCUGAAUCUGACGGGUGAAGGGGCUUUCCAAAAGGUCCUGAAAGAGCAUCAUGGGCUACUUGAUCGGCACCGGUUGCUGCUAGAGGCUUGUGAACUGGAUUCGGUGACCGAGGAAGAUUAUAUUGAGCUGGGUAAAGCUGGACUUGGUAGUUGUUUGCUUGGUGGGUUACCUGAUUGGCUGAUUGCCUACACAGCUCGCUUGGUGAGAUUUAUAAAUUUUGAAAGGAUGCAACUUCCUAAGGAGAUUCUUAAGCACAAUAUAGAGGAAAAGAAGAGGUUCUUUGCCGAAGUAAACAUGGAGCUUGAAAGGACCGACGCUGAAAUUCAGGCGGAGGGUGUGUACAAUCAGAGGCUCCAGAAUUUGGCUCUUACUAUCGACAAGGUGAGAUAUGUCAUGCGAUAUGUUUUUGGCGACCCAAAGAAUGCCCCACCUCCGCUUGAAAGGCUUAGCUCUGAAGAAGCUGUUUCAUUCCUCUGGAGAGGAGAAGGGUCGUUAGUGGAGGAACUUAUUCAAUCCAUGGCUCCUCAUACAGAAGAUGUUGCGUUGAGAGAUCUCAAGGUCAAGAUCAAUGCUCAUGAUCCUUCUGGUUCUGAUUACCCAGAGACGAAGCUUCGGAAGUCUUUAUUAUGGUUGAGGGAUGAGGUGCGAAACCUUCCUUGUACGUAUAAGAGUCGGCACGAUGCUGCUGCGGACUUGAUACACAUAUAUGCUCAUACAAAGUACUUUUUUAGGAUUAGAGAAUACAAGAAAGUAACUUCCCCGCCUGUUUACAUCACUUCGCUCGACCUUGGUCCGAAGUAUGCUGAUAAGUUGGGUUCUGGCGUUCACGAAUACUGCAAAACGUACAGUGAGACAUAUUGUUUAGGACAGCUAAUGUUUUGGUACAAUCAAAACGCCGAACCAGAUGCCGUCCUGGUCAAAGCAAGCCGAGGCUGCUUGUCUUUACCCGACGUUGGCUCUUUCUAUGCAAAAGCCCAAAACCCAUCACGCCAGCACGUCUAUGGUCCAAGGACGGUGAAGUUUAUGCUCUCUAUCAUGGAUAAGCAGCCCCAGAGGCCUUGGCCGAAGGACCGGAUAUGGUCGUUCAAGAGCUUGUUGAAAUUCGUGGGGGGUCCAACGCUAGAUGCUGCGUUGAACAAGGGCUCGAUCGACCGGGAGAUGGUGCAGUGGUUAAGGCACAGGCCUCCCGUGCACCAGGCGGUGUGGGAUAGGUGAAAUUUUUGCAGGCAAUGCCUUAUGAGAAAUCGCUGGUUAAAAAUGGAUGUGUAGUGUAGUGUAGUGUAGUGUAGUGCAUUAGAUAGUCGUGUUUUUAGGUGUUGCGAUUCCUCUGAGUCAUCAUUUAUUUUGCGCUUUUUUCAAUUUUUAUGUACAGUUGCAACACUCUUCCAUUUUUAGGUCUUUGUAAUUUGCAUUCUUUCUUGAGUCCAUAAUCUUUUUAUUAAUGGAAAUUGGCAAAAGAAAAAAAAAUAUAAAUUGCCAUUACUUUUUACUUGAA